Messenger RNA from Adineta steineri, 795 nucleotides. The record is from the annotation of a GenBank genome assembly. NCBI's taxonomy places the organism in Eukaryota, Metazoa, Rotifera, Eurotatoria, Adinetida, Adinetidae.
AUGCAAACUCAAACUAUGAUUAUAGUAAGUUUUAUAUGGAUUCUAGCAAGUAUUUCUUAUUGUAGUGGAGAUACAUGCUAUUGCAGUUGCUGUGCCGGUAAUCUUUGUUCACCAACUUUACAAGACACUAUUAUCAUUCCAUCAUGUGGUUCAUCUUGCGAAUCGGAAUGCCAAAGCAAAUAUCCAACACAAUGUACAAGUGGACCCGGUAAUGCCAGUUAUCAAUGUACGAGUGGUGGAGGUGGCGGUGGCAGUGAAACUCCUAAUUGGACUGGUACAUUUGUUGUACAAAACAGAUGUGACAAAAUUUCCUGUUGUUGUCCUGCUAACGGGAUAAUUCUUUCAUCUGCAACUGCGGAUACACUGCGCAUUCAAAGUCAAUUUACAUGUCCUGAUGCAACAUUUUCGCUUAACGACAUCAUUCCGACUCCUAGUGGUUUCAGUACCACGCUAUUAUUUGCUGGAGAUCCAAUUCAUGUUACAAUCAGUCAAGACAGUCGUACGAUUCAAUUGAACAAUGCAGUAUCUCCUGAAUGUAGCGAAGUUGUUGUACGAAAUGAACUUCAACCGACCUCAACAAUGGAAGGUCAAUCGAUCUCAACGAUUGGAGGUCAAUCGAACUCAACAAUUGAAGGUCAAUCGAUCUCAACAACUGGAGGUCAAUCGAUCUCAACGAUUGGAGGUUCAUCCAGUGCUACCAUCAAUUUGACAUUCGUUCCUCUGUUGGUUGGAUUGAUAAUCAUCAAACUAUUUAUCAACUGCACAGCUUUCAGAAUGUUUUUUUAUUUGUUCUAA